AAUAACAUUAUAAAUAGGGCUGUGUUCAGUAUGCUGCAAACCCAGUUACUCUCUCUCUCUCUCCCCCACCCCAUCUCUCUCCUCCUCCUGCUUCUCUUCCCACCACACUUAAUUCCAGAUCUGACCAUGAAGGGGUCAGGCUUCUUCCUCGGUGUCCUCAGCCUGCUGGCAUGUCUUGUCUCCACCACGCAGGCAUGUCCCCCCAGCUGCCACUGCCACGGCGGAGACCUGCAGCACGUCAUCUGUGACAACGCAGGGCUGAAGAAGAUCCCCAAGGUGCCCGAGCAGACACGGCUCCUCAACCUGCAGAAGAACAACUUCCCCAUCCUGCCAACCAACGGCUUCCGUGACAUGAAAAAGCUGGUGUCCCUGCACCUCCAGAGCUCACGGAUCAAGGAGAUCUCCACCGGAGCCUUCCGGGGGCUCAAGAGCCUGGUCUACCUCUAUCUCACUGACAACCAGAUCAGUGUCAUAAAGCCAGGAGCCUUCGAUGAUCUCUCUGAUCUCACCUACUUGUACCUGGACAAGAACAAGAUCCCAGACCUAUCCAAAGGGCUCCUCUCCCCUCUUGUCAACCUCUUCAUCCUACACUUGGGCAGCAAUAAAAUCCGGGAGCUGAAACCAGGGGUCUUCAAUGGGGCUAAAGAUCUGCGCUGGCUCUUCCUCUCUGACAACUCCCUCACCAACCUCCUACCUGGGGCCAUGGAGGAUGUAGAAAACCUCGCUGUCCUCCACCUGGACAAGAACCAGCUGAGCAGCUACCCUGUGAAUGCAAUGAGUAAGCUGAGAGUGCUGGAGGAACUGAAACUUUCUCAUAACCCAAUUGAGGUCAUCCCUGACAACGCCUUCCAGUCCUUCGGGCGAUACCUGCAGACACUCCACCUGGACAACAUGAAACUGAAGAAGUUUGCAGACAACGCGUUUGCCGGCGUGACCGUGCUGAAAACCAUCCACCUGGAGAACAACCGGCUCACCCAGCUGCCCCGAAACUUCCCUUUUGACAAAAUGGAGAUGCUGACGAUCUCCCAAAACCCCUGGCACUGCAACUGCCAGCUGGCACCUCUGCGCAAGUGGCUGAAGGGCAACCGCACCCGUGCUGAGGACACCUGCUCCACACCAGCGCAGUACCGGGGACAGCCCAUCAGGGACACUCCGGCCCUCCGCUCCUGCAAGCUGCCCACCAAGAGGUCCAGGAAGGGGAGCCGCCAUUAAACACGCUCCAGCAUGGCCCGUCCUGGUGACCGGUCACUUCAACCAUCAGAAAACUACUGACUUCCGAGUCCUUCCUUGAGCUUCUCCUACCUGUCAGGAAACACUUCUAAUGUAUCUGAACACCUCCAGCCUCUUCCGAAUCCCUGCUUCUCUGCUGAUCACAAGGAUGGAAUCCACCUUCUCAAUCUUUUCUGACAUCUAUGUAUUUUAAAAGAGGCCUUUUAAAAAACUAAACUAUGCAUGACCAUACUAAGACAAGCUAAGCUAGAUCCUGCCAGUAAAACACAGUCAUCUUUCCCAGAAGAAACAUAACCCAUGUCCCUGAUCAAACAGCUGGUCACUGUCUCUCCCAUUCCAGAGGAGAAGGAGCAAGUGGGAAGGUAGGAGCAUCUCUCCCCCAGCUGCUUGAUAAGGAAAAUUGAUCUCAACCCAUGCAAAGAGACUCCCCUGCCUUCCCAUGGAGGGGACCCCUGCAGGCCAGGGCUGAGGGGACGGAUGAAGCAGUUACCAAGAGCCGGUGGCCCCGAGGCAACAAUCUCCCAAAAUUGGCCAGAAAUCCUUUAUGGGAAGCAGUACUGGGAACCCCCAGAACUGGAGCCAUCUGAAGACUGGAUUCCCUCCCACUCUGUGGGGUCACCAAGACGUCCAAGAGGAGAAGGUGUGCACGGUGCAGUUGGCUUGGGCACCCCUCCUCUCCUCCCCACCCAUACUCCAGAGGAUCUAGCAGCACACCAGGGUGACUGUGGUUUAUUGUCAUGGCUAUCACAAUGCCACAGUUGCAACUCAACUAUGUUUUUUAAUCCUGAGGAGUUAUAUAAAUAUAUGUCUAUUUAUUCCUCUGUAACUGAGUGUAAAUGACCUUUAAGAGGGUGAAAACUCCUCUGCCUCCUAUAUAGAAAUCGAAUUGUAUAUUUUCUUAUGUACAUCUUCUGUAUAAAGCUCUUGCUGCAAAGAUGAA
Molecule: messenger RNA, 2170 nt
Organism: Corvus hawaiiensis (hawaiian crow)
Lineage: Eukaryota; Metazoa; Chordata; Aves; Passeriformes; Corvidae
Gene: CHAD
Product: chondroadherin
Exons: 4
Coding region: 31-1212 (393 amino acids)
Cellular component (GO): extracellular matrix
Molecular function (GO): protein binding
Source: RefSeq, a predicted model, not a curated record